Messenger RNA from Lottia gigantea (owl limpet), 2133 nucleotides. RefSeq lists its product as hypothetical. Gene Ontology annotation, molecular function: protein binding. Lineage: Eukaryota; Metazoa; Mollusca; Gastropoda; Lottiidae. The record is from RefSeq and is a predicted model, not a curated record. Bases 1 to 2133 code for a protein of 710 amino acids. The transcript is spliced from 13 exons.
AUGAGUGUUUGGAAAAGAUUACAGAGGGUUGGGAAAUCUGCUUCCAAAUUUCAAUUUACUGCAUCAUUAACAGACCUUGAAUUAGAAGUGACUAAAAAAUGGCAACCCAAUAAAAUCUGUGUUGUUUGGACAAGAAGAAAUAGAAGGAAGUCCUCACAGGUUUUAACAUGGCAGCCAUCAAUGAAGAAUCCAUAUUGUGGACAUGUGAGUUGGACAGUACCAGAAAAUCUGGAGAUAAUGGUCACACUUUUCCGAGAUUCCAGACAGGCUGAAUAUGAAGAUAAAGAAUGGACGUUUGUUAUUGAAGAUCAAUCAAAAGGAAGAAGGAAGAUUCUAGCUAGUAAAACUAUCAAUAUGAAGGAUUACGCUACUCAGAUACCGUCACAAACUAAUAUUAAAAUCAGAUUUAAACCUGCUACCAAGAAAGUUGUAUCAGCUACAAUAUGUUUGACAUUAUCUUGUGUAUUUCUUAGAGAAGGCAAAGCAACUGAUGAAGAUAUGCAGAGUGUAGCUAGUUUAAUGAGUAUAGGAAGAAGUGAUAUUGGUAAUUUAGAUGAACUAGAAGAAGAUGAUGAAUCUAAAGAAGAUCUAUCGUUUAAGAUUAAAGAUUUAACUAAUCAGAUAGACCAACUAGAGAGUAAUACUGAUGAAGAGGAUCCAAAUGAAAUUGUGAAGUCGAAAUCCUUUGAUGCUCUCAAACCAGAACCGAAGCCAGCUGAGCGAGGAAAAUACAGUACACUACCAUCUAAUCUGACUAAAAAGGGAGAGAAAAAAUUAUUAGACUGGUGUAAACUGGUUACUAAGGGUUAUAAAGGGGUCAAGGUCACAAACCUGACAACAUCUUGGAGAAAUGGGAUGGCUUUUUGUGCAAUAAUUAAUCAUUUCAGACCAGAUCUCAUUGACUAUUCAGCUCUAGCACCACAUGAUAUUAAAACUAAUAAUAAACUGGCAUUUGACACUGCUGCUAAAUUAGGAAUACCUAAACUUAUAGAGCCAGCUGAUAUGGUGUUAUUAUCUGUACCAGAUAAACUAAUAGUCAUGACUUAUCUUCAUCAACUUCGAGCUUAUUUCACUGGCCAGACCUUCGAGGUUCAACAGCUAGGAUCUUGUACCAGUGAAUCCACCUAUACUUGUGGUGAACACGAUAAUAUGGUAUCAGACGAACGUAUCUCAGAAGAAAUGUACGGAAGCAAAGAAGACAAAUCUGAUGCUAAAUCUCCAACAACACCAAAAGCGAAACCAAGAGAAUUGGGCAUAUCUUCUGGUAGUAAUUUUCCUGAUGUUCGGGUUGGAUUAAGUCCAAAUGACACCUUUACUGAUUCUGAUACAAGUUUUGACAAUGCGCCUGCACAUAGAUACAAGAAGCGUGUUCCUAGUCCAGAGAAAAUGGUUCAAACCACUGGUAAUGCUAAAACUGUGAUCCAUCGUAAGAAGAAGAAGGCACCAAGUCCACCCAAACAAAGUCCAGUAACUCCUGAGAAACCAACAACCUCUCCAGUAUCACCAGAGAAAGAUAAUCUAAUGACACGUAAACAGUUGAUGAACCCGUUUGAUUCUGAUGAUGAUGAUGUGGAUUCCUCAAGUCCUAGUCCAACUAUACAACCAUCUGCUGUUAAACCUGCCAUCAAACCUAGACAACUAAAUCUAGGUUCUGAUGGUGAACAAGAUGAUUCUGAUGAUGGAUCUGAUGAUCUGGGACUACAAGUGACAUCUGAUGAAGACUUACGGGACACCAAUCAAUAUGUUCAUUCCGAGAUGGAAGCUUUAGAAAUUGAACAGCAACAAAUUGAUGAUCAAGCCUCGAAACUGGAGAAACAACUACGGAGAGUCAUGAAUAAAGGUAAAAACAAAGCCUUAGAAGAACAUUUAAUGCAGGAAUGGUUUAUGUUGGUAAAUAAAAGAAAUGCUUUGAUCAGACGUCAAAUGCAACUGAAUAUUUUAGAGAAAGAAGAUGAUCUAGAGAAACGCUGUGAUUUAUUAAAGAGAGAAUUACAGGCCAUGAUGGCUAUUGAUGACUGGCAGAAGACGGAAGCUCAGAAAAAACGUGAAAGAUUAUUACUGGAAGAAUUAGUACAGAUAGUUGAUAAACGCGAUGAAUUGGUUCAACAUUUAGACUCCCAAGAGAGAGCGUAA